This is a messenger RNA of Protopolystoma xenopodis, 810 nucleotides long. The record is from the annotation of a GenBank genome assembly. Lineage: Eukaryota; Metazoa; Platyhelminthes; Monogenea; Polystomatidea; Polystomatidae.
AUGACGCACUUCUCAGCCUGCCUCCACCAAUCACAGUACCUCGACGACUCGUCCCUCUCUCUCCAAGACCUCUCACUAGCCAGGCUACCUGCUGGACUUAAUGAUCAACUUCGGAUGGAGUUCGUCCUCUUCCCUUCAAUUUGCAUUAAUGCCUCUCGCUGUAGCAGUCGAGCACUGUUUCACGAGGCGCAUCAGUACAGGUUAAACGGAACUCCUGACCACUUGGAAGGAUCGAUCCUCCCGAGCUGUCACAAGACCAACCAACCCGACCCACUCUCACCAUUCACUUGGACCCGCCUCGAAUACAGACAACACCGGGACCAUCGCAACCAUCGCGACCACCGCGUUUGGCACCGGUUGCGUCAACAGAUGCCUCAGCUACUGAGGCGAGGCUGCAGCCCUUCUGACGCCAAUCAGAGAAGCAGCCCGUCGCCUCCUUCCUUGUCGGGCUGUGUGCCUACGUCGGAGGCCCCAAGACCAGACCGAGUCUGCUUUAUCGCCAAGACACUAAAUCAGCUCACGUCAGACUUGGCGGUGAUGGCAGAGUCUAAAGAACAGACUGGACUCUGGGCAGAAGAAGCAGAGGAAGCGAGGUGUGAAACAGGGGCUGAUGCCUCUGACGGUGCCAGUUCUGGAGAACACCAAAUCGGCCUGGCUCGCAGUUAUGCCAAAGAGUCAAGCGGUCUCCAGGCCAUGUGGCGCAUCACUACGUCCGUUGUAGUAACUAAGCCGGGCAAAGUCUCUCUUUUUGGUCCCUUAGGUCAGGUGAAAAGAGGGAGGAAGCAUCGUCAGAAGAUGAACCAACAUUGA